Morchella importuna is the source of this 930-nucleotide messenger RNA. RefSeq lists its product as uncharacterized. Gene Ontology annotation, biological process: magnesium ion transmembrane transport; intracellular magnesium ion homeostasis. Bases 1 to 930 code for a protein of 309 amino acids. Gene Ontology annotation, cellular component: plasma membrane. The record is from RefSeq and is a predicted model, not a curated record. The transcript is spliced from 3 exons. NCBI's taxonomy places the organism in Eukaryota, Fungi, Ascomycota, Pezizomycetes, Pezizales, Morchellaceae. Gene Ontology annotation, molecular function: magnesium ion transmembrane transporter activity.
AUGAACCCCACGGACGCCGAGAUGAAGGUCUUCGUCAAGACGUUCGGCAUCCACCCGCUGACGGCCGAGGACAUCCUGAUGCAGGAGACGCGCGAGAAGGUCGAGCUCUUCCGCAGCUACUACCUCGUCUCGUACCGCACGUUCGAGCAGGACAGCAACAGCGAGGACUACCUCGAGCCCGUCAACCUGUAUUUCGUCGUCUUCCGCGAGGGCGUCAUCAGCUUCCACUUUUCGCUCACGCCGCACCCGGCAAACGUGCGCCGCCGCAUACGCCAGCUCAAGGACUACAUCACCGUCUCGGCGGACUGGAUCUCGUAUGCGCUGAUUGACGACAUUACGGAUGCGUUUGCGCCGCUGAUCCAGAACCUCGAGGAGGAGGUGGACGAUAUUGAUGAUGCCAUCUUGCUGAUGCAUUUGGCGGAGGAUGAGACGGAGCAGAAGAGUGAUGGGGAUAUGCUCAAGAGGGUGGGCGAUAGUAGGAAGAAGGUGAUGGGCUUGUAUAGGCUGCUGCAGAAUAAGGCGGAUGUGAUUAAGGGGUUUGCGAAGCGGUGUAAUGAGCAGUGGGAGGUGGCGCCGCGGAGUGAGAUUGGGCUGUACUUGGGCGAUAUUCAAGACCACAUCGUCACCAUGGUCGGCAACCUCAACCACAUGGAGAAGAUCCUCUCGCGCUCACACUCAAACUACCUCGCCCAGAUCAACAUCAAGAUGAACGAGCGCCAGGAGCAGACCGCGGACGUGCUGGGUCGGCUGACGGUCCUGGGCACGAUCGUGCUGCCGAUGAAUAUCAUCACGGGCCUGUGGGGCAUGAACGUCAUGGUGCCGGGCCAGGAGAUUGAGAAUCUGAACUGGUUCUGGUGCAUCACGGUGGGGCUGCUGGGAUUUGGGUUUCUGUGCUAUUUUAUUGCGAAGAGGGUUUAUAAUAUCAUGUGA